This is a messenger RNA of Selaginella moellendorffii, 1537 nucleotides long. RefSeq names its product metal tolerance protein 1. Gene Ontology annotation, molecular function: zinc ion transmembrane transporter activity. Gene Ontology annotation, biological process: zinc ion transmembrane transport. Lineage: Eukaryota; Viridiplantae; Streptophyta; Lycopodiopsida; Selaginellales; Selaginellaceae. Gene Ontology annotation, cellular component: vacuole; plasma membrane. Bases 154 to 1443 code for a protein of 429 amino acids. The record is from RefSeq and is a predicted model, not a curated record. The transcript is spliced from 2 exons.
GUUAGUCGUUCCCCUGCUUGGACGGCGUCGUCCGUGUGGAAGGCGUGGCGCCGGCGGGGCUCAGCGUGAAUCCUGGUACGUUUCAUCCCGUUACGAGCGCCUCGCGGGGCGAUUAGGUCGGGAAGAUCCGCGAAUUCGCGAUUCUAGGAGGGAAUGGAGCGCGAGGUGCAACCUCUGAUCCAUUCUCGCUGUGGCGUCGAGAAUGCGGACGAUUGCAGCUUCUUAGAGAGUUGUGACAAUCUCGAGGAUCUCGAGAAGCAGAAAAAGCAACCAUCUCCUCCCGCGAUGGAAUUCACGAGGAAGAAAAGAUUGGUUUGUAGCAACGUCGCGAGCUGCGCGCUUUCUGAGAGAUCGUCUUCGUGCGAUCGUGAAGAAGAGCAUUGCGAGACGAAGGAGAAGAAGAGAAAGCGGGGCAGCGUUUCCAGGCGGCUCUGGCUGGCGAUGGCGUUUUGCUUGGCUCUCAUGGUGGUGGAAGUGAUUGGAGGAUUCAUGGCCAACAGCUUAGCGAUUCUGGCCGACGCGGCACACUUGCUCUCCGACGUUGCCAGCUUUGGAGUUUCCAUCUUCGCGAUCUGGGCCUCCGGGUGGAAGGCGACGGCGCGCUGCUCUUACGGCUUCCACCGGCUCGAGACUUUAGGUGCGCUCUUGUCCAUUCUUAUCAUUUGGAUCGUCACUGGAUUCCUGGUUUACGAGGCGGUUUUCAGGCUCGUCCACGAGCUCGCGCCGAUCGAUGGGAGGCUCAUGUUUGCGAUAGCCGCUGUAGGUUUCUUCGCCAACUUGGUCAUGGUCUUCAUUCUCGGCCACGGUGAAAGUCACCACCAUCGUGACAGCGACGGUCACUGCCACCAUAUUUUGCUCUCCGGCGAGAGUUACAAGCAGGAAGGCGGAUCUCUGGACUCCUCGGACACAACCGAGAAGGCACACUUGGGCGAUCUGGAAAAAGUGGUGGUGAUAGAGGAGGAGGAGGAGGAGUCUUCUACGCCGCACAGCAAUCUAAACUUGAGAGGAGCUUAUCUUCAUAUCCUGGGAGACAUGAUCCAGAGCGUGGGAGUUCUCGUUGGCGGAGCUAUCAUCUGGCGGUAUCCCCGGCUCCGGUACGUGGACGUGGUUUGCACGCUGGUUUUCUCUCUGGUGGUGCUGUGGACGACGCUGAGGCUGCUGAGAGACGUGGUGGAGAUCCUCAUGGAGAGCUCCCCUCGAGGGAUCCAGGCCGAGGCAGUGCAAAGCGGCCUCGAGCUCGCCCAUCCCGACGUCCUGGGAGUUCACGAGCUCCACAUAUGGUCCGUGACCACGGGCAAAGUUUUGCUGUCGUGCCAUGUCGCUGUGAAGCACGACGCCGAUGCCGAUUUGGUUCUCCAGAGAGUGGUCGAGUACUGCGACCGGGAGCUCAAGAUAAGUCAUGUCACGGUGCAAAUCGAGAGAAUGGAUGUGGAUCAUGUGUAGAAAAAUCUCCUUUUUUUCGCUUUUUCUUAAGCGAUAUGACACAGAGUUGGGGAGUAAGAAAUGCAAGACUACUAAGUAGCCAAGAUUUAUAUGA